This is a messenger RNA of Bolinopsis microptera, 1941 nucleotides long. RefSeq names its product dipeptidyl peptidase 2-like. The record is from RefSeq and is a predicted model, not a curated record. Lineage: Eukaryota; Metazoa; Ctenophora; Tentaculata; Lobata; Bolinopsidae. Gene Ontology annotation, molecular function: serine-type exopeptidase activity; dipeptidyl-peptidase activity. Gene Ontology annotation, biological process: proteolysis. The coding region runs from base 215 to 1693 and encodes 492 amino acids. The transcript is spliced from 9 exons.
ACUCUGUGCGAUAAUUUUUUCGAUUGCUCAGAAGAUAACUGAUAAAAUUUUACUUUUAUUAUUGUUACUUUCAUUGUAGUUUCAACUGACUAAUACUUAAUUGAGCUGAAACAGUAACAGUAAGCAUGCUAACUUGUAACUACGUAACUAUAACAAUAAAAUUUCAUAGCUAUAAAACAGUCUCUGAAGCUUGAGUCUGGCUAAAAGUGAUCCAAUGAUCAUUCUACUUCUUCUCUCAGUCUUAAUCUCCCUGACCCUCUCUGAUGACGUUCCCAAACCCACAGGAAUCUUCCAAUACUCUCAGAAAGUAGACCACUACAGUUACAGCCCUGAAGCUUCUCAAACCUUUUCUCAGCGUCUGUUUGAGUACAACAAGCACUGGGACUGUGGUCCUAACGGCACAGUUGGGCCACUUUUUGUUUACACUGGAAACGAGGGACCACUUGAAAGUUUCUAUUACAAUACAGGGUUCAUGUUUGAGAUAGCACCCGCUUUCGGGGCUCUUAUCCUCUUCGUUGAGCAUAGGUACUACGGAGAAUCUUUACCGUUUGGGUCUGAAUCGUUCAGCAAUGAUGGUCUGCGAUAUCUGUCUUCAACUCAAGCUACAGCUGAUUUUGCGGAAGUUAUCAACCAUUACAAGAAAUCAAAAAACAUAACUCAGGUAGUUUCGUUUGGUGGCAGUUACGGAGGAAUGCUGACUGCCUGGAUGAGGUUGAGGUACCCUCAGUUAGUGGAUGUGGCCUUAGCUGCUUCCGCUCCCCUGCCUAUGAUGGCUAGAACCGCCAAACCAAAACAGGCUUUCUUCGAGAUAGUUACAGAAGACUUCAAGGCCGCUGAUGAAAGGUGUCCGGAUAUCGUUCGAAAGGGAUUCUCUCAGCUCUACAAUAUUGUAAAGACACCAGGCUAUCAGGCCUCUGUAACUGAUACUUUCAAGCUAUGUAAGACGUUUGACGUGAGCCAAUUCAACCAUCUAGUUGGCUGGGCGAGGAAUGCUAUGCUGAUGAUGGCGAUGGUUGAUUAUCCCUACCCCGCUUCGUUUAUGGGAGAGUUACCUGCAUGGCCAGUGAAGCAUUCUUGUAAAAUGAUGCUCGAAGAAAUGGAAACGAGUGGAAACGAAAUGAGGGCUUUAGCAGUUGGUGCUGGGUUGUUGUAUAACGGAACUGAUGGCACUAAAUCAUGUUUUAACAUAUACGAAGACUUCAUCGAAUGUGCCGACAUAACAGGUUGUGGUACGGGACCCGAAGCGAAAGCGUGGGAUUUCCAGUGCUGUACUGAGUUCCAAUUAGCCACCCCAAGCACCAAUGUAACUGACAUGUUUCCCCCACUUGAGUGGAAUCUUGACAUAGCUAGCAAGUACUGUGAAGCUAACUACAAGGUAUCCCCUGACCCAGUUGAUGCUAGUCUUAACUACUGGUCUGCUGACUUCUCCGCUGCCAGCAACAUCAUAUUUUCUAACGGUCUACUCGAUCCUUGGCACGCUGGAGGAGUGCUAGAGGACGUGAACCCGACAGUGAAAGCGAUAAUUAUAGCCGAAGGAGCACAUCAUCUUGACCUGAGAGGUUCCAAUAAAGACGAUCCUAUGUCAGUAAUACUUGCAAGGAACCAGGAAGUAGCCCUUAUCGCGGAAUGGCUCGGCCAGAAGGCAACUGAUAAUUUUACCGAAGAUGAUUCAGCUAAUUUAGUUCACUUUUAGCUUCUUCAAUAUUUUUGAGUUGCAGUUGAUGAGUUGACGUGAGCCUAGCGUUUUGAACCGUAAUGACAUUUUAUUCAACGAGGGUUUUGAUUUGCAGUGGUGCUGGUGGGUUAAAUGUAAAAAAAAUGAAAAAUCGCUUAUCUGCACCAUCCUGUAUAAGUAUUGAUAGCCAGGAUUUUGAUUUUUAAAGAUUUGUCAAAUUUUUGCUGUAAGUGUGUAACCAUUGUCUCACCGGUUUUUUAGUAUUA